ACCAUGGCACCCAAGAAGCGCAUUCUGGGGGAAACAUCCAGCGCCAGGUGCAAUAUUGCCGCCUCCCCAGCAGCAGCUGCUGCUGCCUCAUCGAAGAAACAAAAGACGGAACAUUUUUCCUCCUCUCCAGCCCCUCGGUUCGCGAGCUCGCAGGCAACCAAGCUCGCCUCCAGCCAGGUGAAGAGUAGUUUCGAGGCUGAGGUCCUCGAGAAGAUUGGCCAGGAGAUCUCAGAACGCAAGCAGAGCAGCGCCGAGAAGGACCAGUCAUGGGCGCGUCCACCUGUUCCGGAGGACUUCUCUCCCGCAACCUCCAGUCUCUGCUUCCAGCAGAUCGAUGCUGAGGAGGGCACGCUUCAUGGCGGCAAUCCUACCGUGAAGCUCUUCGGCGUGACAGCGGAGGGCAACUCUGUGAUGCUUCAUGUUCAGGGAUUCAAGCACUACCUCUACGUUGCAGCGCCUGCUGGUUUCUCGCCCCAAGACUGCACGUCAUUUCGGACCUACCUCGAGACUGUGGUCGGCCAACACCAACCUGUCAUUCACUCUGUGCAGAUGGUCAUGCGGGAGAACAUCUAUGGUUUCCAGAACAAUACUCAGAAUCCCUUCCUAAAGAUCACUGUCACCGACCCCAAGUUCAUUAACAAGGUCCGUACAACGAUCCAGUCUUGCAAUGCAAACUGGAAGGGACUCUGGAAGUCUCCUGACGGCCAGAUCCUUACCUUCGACAACAUCCAAUAUCUAUUGAGGUUCAUGGUGGACUGCAAGAUUUUUGGCAUGUCCUGGGUCGAAGCCAAAGCUGGCAGGUACAAGCUCAUUCCCGAACGCGAGCGACAAUCGAACUGCCAGAUCGAAGCAGAAUGCAGCUAUCUUGACCUGAUAGCCCACGAGCCCGUUGGAGAGUGGUCCAAGAUGGCUCCGCUGAGAGUCAUGUCUUUUGAUAUCGAGUGCGCUGGCCGCAAGGGCAUCUUCCCCGAAGCCAACCACGACCCUGUCAUCCAGAUCGCAAACGUCGUCGCGAGAUACGGAGAGAAGAAGCCAUUCAUACGAAAUGUCUUCUGUCUUGAUACUACAAGCUCAAUCGUCGCGACUCAUGUUCUGGAAUUUGCGAAAGAGGAGGACAUGUUGAUGUCGUGGAGAGACUUCCUUGAAAAGGUGGACCCGGACAUCAUCACCGGCUACAACAUUUCAAACUUUGAUUUCCCCUACCUUCUCGACCGUGCGAAACAUCUCAAGGCCAGGGGUUUCGAAUACUGGUCCAGAAUUUCGUCCAUGAAAUCCGUAUCCAAAGACACGAACUUCUCCAGCAAGCAGAUGGGCAACCGUGAUACAAAGGCAACCAAUACCAACGGCCGUCUUCAGCUAGAUCUGCUACAGCUGAUUCAGCGUGAUCACAACCUCCGAAGCUACACACUGAACUCGGUCUCCUCCAACUUUCUCGGGGAGCAAAAGGAGGACGUACACCACACCAUGAUCACAGAGCUGUUCAACGGCACGCCAGAGUCCCGCCGGCGUCUAGCCAUAUACUGCUUGAAGGAUGCUUACCUGCCGUUGAGGUUGAUGGAGAAGCUCUCAUGUCUGGAAAACUACACCGAGAUGGCAAGAGUUACGGGUGUGCCGUUCAAUUUCCUGCUCUCUCGUGGCCAGCAGGUCAAGUUCAUAAGUCAGCUGUUCCGCAAGGCGCUGGAGCAGAAGCUUGUCAUCCCAGACAUCAAGAACGAAGGCGGCGACGACCAAUACGAAGGAGCCACUGUCAUUGAGCCGACCCGUGGGUAUUACGACGUGCCAAUUGCGACUCUUGAUUUUGCCUCUCUGUAUCCCAGCAUCAUUCAGGCACACAACUUGUGCUACACGACGCUCGUGUCCAAGAAGGCUGUCGAGGCAUUCAAGCUCCAGAAGGAUGAGGACUACAUUGUGACGCCGAACGGAGACAUGUUUGUGACUGCGAAACAGAGGAAAGGUCUCUUGGCUCAAAUUCUGGAGGAACUGCUCAGCGCAAGAAAACAAGCCAAGAGAGAGAUGGGCGCAGAGACGGACCCCUUCAAGAAGGCUGUGUUGAAUGGUCGUCAGCUGGCCUUGAAGAUCAGUGCCAACUCUGUCUACGGUCUCACUGGUGCCAGCAAUGGAAAACUCCCCUGUCUAGAGAUUGCCAGCAGCACCACGAGCUUUGGCCGUCAGAUGAUCGAGAAGACCAAGAACGAGGUGGAGGCUCGAUAUAAUAUCGCCAACGGCUAUUCUCAUGAUGCUCAGGUCAUCUACGGUGACACUGACUCGGUCAUGGUGAAAUUCGGCACGACAGAGCUUGCUGAAGCCAUGAAGCUGGGCGAGGAGGCGGCAAAUUACGUGUCGUCCAAGUUUGUGAAGCCCAUCAAGCUCGAGUUCGAGAAGGUCUACUAUCCGUACCUGCUGAUCAACAAGAAGCGUUACGCCGGCCUGUACUGGACGAGGCCAGAGAAGUACGACAAGAUGGACACCAAAGGAAUCGAGACGGUCCGGCGUGACAAUUGUCUCCUGGUCCAGACCGUCAUCGAGAAGGUUCUCAGGAUGAUCCUGAUCGACCGCGAUGUCCCGGGAGCUCAAGACUACGUCAAGGAUACCAUUUCCGAGCUGCUACAGAACAAGGUGGAUAUGUCGAAGCUGGUGAUCACGAAAGCCCUCACCAAGGAUGACUACACGGCAAAACAGGCUCACGUCGAGCUGGCCCAGCGCAUGAAGAAGCGCGACCCGGGCUCAGCUCCCGGCCUGGGCGACCGUGUGGCAUACGUGAUGGUCAAGGGCGCAGCAGGGUCCAAGAACUUUGAGAACUCCGAGGACCCCAUCUACGUGCUUGAGCACAACGUCCCCAUCGAUACCAAGUACUAUCUUGAGAACCAGCUGGCAAAGCCCCUGGGGCGUAUCUUCGAGCCCAUCCUGGGCGAGACAAAAGCCAAGUCGCUCCUGGCUGGGGCGCACACCCGGUCGAUUACGAUGGCAGCGCCCACGACCGGCGGGUUGAUGAAGUUUACCAAGAAGACGCAAACGUGCAUGGGAUGCAAGAAGCCACUCACCGGCAAAGAGGAGUCCCAAGGCGCGGUGUGUUCCAAUGACGCGCCACGCGUGGGUGAGUUAUACAAGAAGACGCUGGACAAGGUGUCAGACCUGGAAGUGCGCUUUGGGCGGCUAUGGACGCAGUGUCAGCGGUGCCAAGGCAGCAUGCACUGCGAGGUGAUCUGCAGCAGCAAGGACUGCCCAAUCUUCUAUAUGAGGAUGAAGGCAAAGAAGGACCUGGAGGAUGCGAACAAGGAGCUGCAGAGGUUUGACCACGACCAGGCUGCGAUCUGGUAAUAAUGGUGUGCGCGCGGAGCAUUGUUUGUUUACUUUGGCGUUGGACAAAAUCAAUAGGGCGUCUCGGCGUUCGGGUAGGCCCGAGCCACCCAUAACAGCACAGUUGAAUACAUUCCCGACUAUGAAGUCUGGUCAUAACC
Molecule: messenger RNA, 3458 nt
Organism: Cryphonectria parasitica EP155
Lineage: Eukaryota; Fungi; Ascomycota; Sordariomycetes; Diaporthales; Cryphonectriaceae
Product: regulated by circadian rhythms/ base-excision repair
Exons: 3
Coding region: 4-3318 (1104 amino acids)
Biological process (GO): nucleotide-excision repair, DNA gap filling; DNA-templated DNA replication; DNA replication proofreading
Cellular component (GO): delta DNA polymerase complex
Molecular function (GO): 3'-5'-DNA exonuclease activity; DNA binding; DNA-directed DNA polymerase activity
Source: RefSeq, a predicted model, not a curated record